AAAUGCACGUGAAGUGUCGCUGGUUUGAAGCAAAACACGUUGUUUUAUUACCGCGCACAGCACUAUUGCUCAUAGCUAAGCGAUCAGGAGCAAGUUUUGUAAAUUCCCUCGAUGCGGAAAAACACCCCCAUAAAAUUAGGCAAAGUGUAUUACCUGCGGUGAAAGCUUCAGUUUUAGAAGAUGUCAUAUACAUAUUUACUAGUUGUUUUGGAGUAUUUAAUAUUUUCUCUACAUUUUAAAGAGUACCUGUGCCAGCAUAAAGUCGCCAGUUCUUGUAAUGGUAAUAAUUUACAAAUCAACUGCUUGGACAACGAAAAAAUAGCAAUAGAAAGAAUAUUUUUUGGAGCGAGGUCCACAGUUUCCCCACUCGAUUGUAAUGCGGAGGGAGAAACGAAUCCAGCUUGUUGCCGAAGAGGAUAUGGGGACUGUAUAGCGUACAACUCCAACACAGCAACAAUAGUGACGAGACUAUGCACAGGUCGUCAGACCUGCUUAUAUCCAACAAGAUCAGUAAAAAUAGACAGAUGUCAGGAUCCAACACUAGAGAGCUCUGACUAUAUGACGGUAUAUUAUAACUGCAUUCCAGGUACUUCAACAGUAAAUAUUUGCUCAGAUGACAAAAUACAAGCCAAACCGCCUUUAUACCUCUCAAACAAAGAAUAUCCUCUUCCAAGGACAGGGUUCAGCAAUUGUACUUGUAUGAUUGUGAAGCACCCGAGUCAAUCAAAGCUCACUUUGAGAGCGAUAGAAAUAUCCUUUAUAGAUCCCCAGUGUUCAGUUUCGUUAACAGUAGAACACGGAGAAGAUUUAGAGAAUAAAUUUCCAUGUAAUUAUAAAAUGGGUGGAUACAGACAGUGGCUAGAGGUGACAUCAGAUAGUGCCACCGUCAGCCUGACCAACAAAGAGGACCAGGGCGACACCUACUUUUGGAUGCAAAUUGACACUUCUGAUGUAUCAGAAGACUUGGUCAGUUUAUAUUGUGGAGAUGCAUUAGAGAAAUUUUUAAAUCCUGAUUCAAUGACAACGGGACAAACGACUACUAAUGCACCAUCCGUAACAACUAUGCAGUCAACACACCAGGCUACAACUAUGGAAUCAACGCACCAUGCAACAACUAUGGAAUCAACGCACCAUGCAACAACUAUUGAAUUAUCAACGUCCACAAUGAGAGAAACAUCAAAGAUGACAACAGCAGUACAAACCACUACAGAGGAGGAUAUGAUUACAAGAAGUGGUACUUCAACUCUAAAAUCCCAAACCACCAAACGCACAGCAAUAAAACCCGUCACAACCCAAAUCAUAACAGUGAAACCUAUGACAACGACAAGCACUACAAUGAAACCUAUGACAACGAAAAGCACUACAAUGAAACCUAUAACAACCAAAAGUACAAUGAAACCUAUGGCAACCCAAAGUACCACAACAAAACAAGAGAUGAUAGAUAGGAAUCUAAGUACAACCAAUUUAACAACUGAAAAUCCCACCUCUUCUUCCACAUUUACCUUCCCCUCUACCACUAAAACCACCACUAAAUUUGUGCCAAGAGUGUCAACCACCACCAUCACAACCAUAAAACCACAAACUACCACAGUCUCUAUGGAUAGAUCUUCUAAAGGUUUAGUUAUCCGUCCACAGAAAAAACAUUGCUUUGGCACCUGUCAUGACACUUUUGGGCACGGGUUCACACUGAAUUUAAAGUCCUUUAUCAACCCAUCGAAAGUCAAAAAAUACUGCAGGAAAAUAAACGAUCUGCUUUCCUGUUUCGAAUCCAAAUCGGAAGAGUGUUCCUCAACAGAAAAGAUGGAUGCGGACAAGGAACUCAGGGCCAAUGUAGCAGGACGUCAGGUCAUUUGUGAGGAAAAUCUAAGUGAGGUCCAGUAUAUGACAGAUUGCUACAAUAGGAAGAAUUUCAGACGCGAACUGUCAUCUUGUGAUCAAUUGCUUUACCCUUUUGAAAAUGUAGACAAGACUGAAAUAUGCAAAUUGAAGAAGGAAUUCGUAGACUGUGUGAGAGAUGUUGUAGAUGACUGUAAUGAUACAACUGUAUCCACCUUCAUGUAUAAUGUAACCAAUAGAUUGUUUGAUUUCCUGUACAAAACUGAGGACUGUGACACAGAAUCAGUCCAAGGUGACAAGGAACCAGAAGUUAUGGUGACCGAGAAACCGACACCAGAACCGGAAGUAGACGACGGAGCCAAUAAAUCAACACAACAACCAGUCGUACCAGAAAAAAAGGCAGGAGAUGACAAGAGAAAUGCAGCCCCGAGAGUCCAAGGAAUCCCUUAUCCUUUCAAUAUACUUCUAAUUGCUAAUUUAAUGAUUUUUCUGUCGUGAUGUGUUAUGUUGACGAAGUGUUUUUGGAAUAAUCGCGAAAAGUCUAUGGAGUCAUUUUUCUACUUUGAUGUAUGGUAUAGACAAGUUAAUGUAAUAAUGGUAGUUAAACUUAGAACUUGAUGCAUCAUCUCUCAGAUGAAUUUGGUAGUGUUGAGAUGUAGUAAACACAAAACAUGAAAUCUCAGGAACCAUUUUUGUUAUAUAGCUGUUUAUAGAUUGAAAGGAAUACCAUAGAUAAUAAAUUAUUAAUGAGUACAUUUAUUUUACUUUUAUUUACACCAAGUCUCUUAAAUCAAUUACCUAGAAAGAUCUCAAAAGGUCUAUUGUUCCAUUUACAGUACGAAGUUACUCAAACAUCGAGCAUAAGAAUUCUCAAAUUGAGGAUCAAGCCCUCUUUGCUUAAAAUUGUUUAUUUUCACAUGGCCGUGAUUGUGAAUAAAAUGUAUUUCAAUGCACAUGUUUAUGGUUUCUCUAGAAUGUAAUAUUUGAUUUCAUAGAUAUUUUUUAUAGUAAAUGUUCCUAAGUUUAAGUACGUUUUUUGAUAAAUGAGAGAGAGAGGGGGGGGGGGGAGAGAUUAUAUUCCUACAAAUGUUAACAUGAGAAGAAUAAUUUAAUUGGUAAUUUUUGGGGUAUUAAGCAAUCUGUGUUAAUUCUGUGUUAGACACAAGCGUAUGUUUGUACUUUGGAGGCCAUUUUGUAUUUGAUAAGGAUAUGUCAUUCAAAAACAUUAUAGUUAAGGAAUAGUUUUUCACCUUUAGUUCUCAAACUCCCAAAAAGUCUCUAUUUUGAAGUUAUUUUACUACUGAUAAAGAUCACAGUAAUUUUCAAAGAGUAUAUUGAGAUAGGAUCUUAUUCAUACAUGUAUGAUUAUUUUACAUACCAUCAACAUACAUAUCAUCCAUUAUUGUACUAUACUAAUCUAUUCUCUUGUUGUAAUUAAACAGUUAAUUUUUUUUAUCAAUAUUUAUUUUUUGCAAUUUUCAUAAAAUAUAUAAAAUUCCAGAUUUUGUAUAAAUAAUAAAAAACAGACACUUUUUUAAAUAAUAAACACAGACAAAAAUUACUUCUUAUUUGGUUUUUGAUAUAAUUGGUAAUGGGUGAAAUUACAUUUCUUUCUGAAUUUUUAAUGUUGUUACUGUAAUUAGAAUCCUUAUCAUUUAAAGUGCCUGGAGUGGCUGGAGUUAAGUGUAGAAAUGCAUUUUAUGCUACAUAGAAGAGUUAUUAGAUGUUAUAAAUUUGAUAUUUGUGAAAUAUCUUCCUAUAUAAAUGUAUGGUGAGUAUAUUUGAUAAUGUUUAUUGUGCCUGUAUAAUUUGAGUGCUUGAGUGAUGACGUUCCUAUGUUCUCGUAGUUAUCAUAUAACUGAUUAGAUCCCAGUUAUUUUCUUACCACCUGUAUGUAUAAACCGUCAUAUAAUGUCAGAAAACCUGUUUUAAAAUAUCUAUGUUACUUUUCCCUUGGAAUGAUGAUGUUAUCUUUUUUUUAAUACAUUUGAACAUGACAAUAAAUGAUGUAAUCUUUGUA
Messenger RNA from Saccostrea echinata, 3856 nucleotides. RefSeq lists its product as uncharacterized. Bases 181 to 2334 code for a protein of 717 amino acids. Gene Ontology annotation, molecular function: carbohydrate binding. The record is from RefSeq and is a predicted model, not a curated record. NCBI's taxonomy places the organism in Eukaryota, Metazoa, Mollusca, Bivalvia, Ostreida, Ostreidae. The transcript is spliced from 9 exons.